Messenger RNA from Paramecium sonneborni, 747 nucleotides. The record is from the annotation of a GenBank genome assembly. NCBI's taxonomy places the organism in Eukaryota, Ciliophora, Oligohymenophorea, Peniculida, Parameciidae.
AUGUUAUCUUUACUUGAAUAACAGAAAUUUUAUGGUUCUACAUAUUGGGACACUUACCCUGAUGAUAACAUCCAUGCUAUCAUACUUCAAAAAGAAGGUAAAAGCGGAAUCUACAUUGGCAAUAUAUAUGCUGCAAGAGAUACAAAAUUGCAUAUUCGUUAUAAUAUUAAAAGUGUUUUAACAGUUUAAUAAAAAUGCUUAGUUAAAUAUUAGGGAAGCGAAUAAAUCUUAUUUCAUAAGGUUAUUCCAAUUGAUAUAGAAAAUUGUGGAGAUUUAUUUAAAGCAUUUUAUGAUUCUUAUAUGUUUAUUGAAAAUGGAAUUACUUAUGGGAAUGUUUUAAUUCACUGUUAAGAUUGUAUUACAAUAAGUCCUGUAUUUGUAAUAGCGUAUAUGUUACAAAAGAAUGGAUUUACAGUUGAGAGAGCUUGGGAAAUAGUUAAAAUUUAAAAUCCAUUUGUUUAAGUUAGACAUUGUAUUAUAUGAAUUUAAAUAGAGUUUUUUCAAUAGUUAUUGAUAUAUGAGUAAUCAUUGAAUUUAGACACUUAUCUUGGUUAACCUCCAAAAGAAGGAAAACAUUUAAGAAAUGUAGAGAUUAAAGAACUUAGUAGAUUAGAAAAGAUCAGAGAGAGAGAGUAAAAACAAAAAACAUUUAUAGAAUCAGUUUAUAAUAAAUAUCAUCUAGAAAAUAAUUAUUAAAUAGAUUAUGAAGAAUUAAAAAAAAGAUAUCCUAAAAAUUAGAAUUAUUGA